This is a messenger RNA of Syngnathus acus (greater pipefish), 6362 nucleotides long. RefSeq lists its product as uncharacterized. Gene Ontology annotation, biological process: DNA integration. Lineage: Eukaryota; Metazoa; Chordata; Actinopteri; Syngnathiformes; Syngnathidae. Gene Ontology annotation, molecular function: nucleic acid binding; zinc ion binding. The transcript is spliced from 2 exons. The record is from RefSeq and is a predicted model, not a curated record. Bases 637 to 5826 code for a protein of 1729 amino acids.
CUCACUGAGAAGGGACAAGAACUCGAAGAGACUAAACUCAAAGGUCUCCAACAUCGUUUCUCACGUACCUAUGACAAGUGGAAGAUUCUUGCUAAGAAAUCAAGGAAGGAGAUAGAGGGAGCCUCUUCUCAAGAGAACCUACAAACUCUCAUCAACAAGAUAAAAGAAGCAUCAAAUGAUGUACAGCAGGCGUACGAAGACCUGCGCAAAUGCAUAAUCCCUGAUAAAGAGACACGCCGUCGAACAGACACCUGCGACACUGUCUCAAGGCAGAUAUUAGAGCAUGCUUGGAACCAUCUCCAAGACAAAGAUAACGAGCAAGAAAUAGAGUGGUUUGAGACUGGCUCUGUGUUCUCAUUAGAAGUAUCAGAAGCAUGCAGUGCAAGCUCAAGAUCAUCACUCUCAAGUAGAUCCUCAUGUAAAUCUUCAAAAAUAAGUGAAGCUGCAGCAGAAUUAGCAGCAAAUGAAGCCACUUUGGAAGUCCAAGAGCAAGUGGAGCGUGAGGAACGUGAACUCAGAAACCUAGAAGCUGAGUACAGACAAAGGCUUGCACAACAAGAAGAAGAAUGUGCUGCAAAUAAACAGGUCUUGGAAGAAAGGCGCAGAAAGAUAGAACGCUUAGAGACCAUAAAAAAGAUGAAUGCCGCCAAGGCCAAACUAGAAGUGUAUAAACAAGAACAAGGCUCAACCUCAGACUUGCUGGAUCUAUUCAAGGAUUAUAAGCCCAAACGAGAAAGGCUUACAUUCGACUCAAAACCUGCUGUCACGCCACAACUAAUCACAAGGAUGCAAUCUUCUAUAACUACUCCCAAAGAGGAUAGCACAACUGAUUUCGCCAAGGUACUAGCAGAGUCCUUCAGUGUAAGCCGUCUCCCAGCACCAGAGCCUGCUGUUUUCAGUGGAGAUCCACUAAAGUACAAGGGCUGGAAAAUGUCUUUUCAAACGCUGAUAGGCAGAAAGAAUAUACCAGCGAACGAAAAAAUCUACUACCUACAAAAAUAUGUUGGUGGACCAGCAAGGAAAGCCAUUGAGGGAUACUUCCUUCUGGGAACAGAUGCAGCCUAUCAGACAGCGCUCGAUGUCCUGGAAAAAAGAUAUGGAAGCUCCUUUAUGGUUGCUAAGGCUUUCAGAGAUAAGCUGGCCUCAUGGCCAAACAUAGGACCCAAGGAAAGCAUUCAGCUACGAGAGUUCUCAGACUUCCUUCAAGGCUGUCAAGCAGCCAUGUCGCAAAUAAAGAGCCUGGAGGUCCUUAACGACUGUGGUGAAAACCAACGAAUGCUCUCCAAGCUCCCCGACUGGCUUACAGCAAGAUGGAACCGAAGGGUGACCAGGAUGGAAAAGGAAAAUGAGACUUUCCCCAGCUUCGAUCAGUUCGUGGAAUUCGUCACAGAGGAAGCCGAUAUAGCUUGUAAUCCGAUUACCUCCCUUCACGCUCUGAAGUCUGGAGAUGGUGGAAAGGAGAAGCCACAAAAAACACGAAGUGUUGGUGCUAAGGUGCUAGCAAGUAGCUCUGAAGAGAAAACAGAUGCUAAAGGAUGUGUAUUCUGUGAGAAGUCAAAUCAUGGCUUACAGACAUGUCGAAAGUUCUUGAAAGAGACAACUGCAGAACGAGUCAAGUUUGUGAAAACAAACAAGCUCUGCUUUGGAUGUUUGAAAUCAGGACAUCAGUCCAAGAACUGUGAGAAGAGAAGCAUUUGUGAGACAUGCAAAAGGAAGCAUCCAACAUGUCUACAUGAAAAUCGUCCAAGGGAAGACGAUAGGAAAGAACAAGAGGAUGGCGAAAGAAAGGAGAGUGGGAGACGCUUUAAGAAAAAGGAAGACUUAUCAGAGUCUGAAGAGAAAGAAGAGACACCAGUAGAGGCAACAGCUAACAGAGUGGUGCAAGACAAGAGGAGCACCUAUUCCUCCACAGUUGUUCCUGUAUGGCUGUCCACAGCAAGUAAUCCAGAGCAGGAAGUGCGCGUAUACGCUCUAUUGGACAACCAAAGCGACACCACCUUCAUCCUGCAAGAAACGGCAGAAGUGUUAGUUACAGAGAAACAGCCUGUGCAAUUAAAGCUCUCCACGAUGUCAUCCAAAGAUACCGUCAUCCAGAGUCAGAAGUUAACUGGACUGCAGGUCAGAGGUUAUAAUGAGACAAGGAAAAUAUCUCUCCCAGUAACCUACACAAGAGAGUUUAUUCCUGCAAACCUAAGUCAUGUCCCCAUACCUGAGACAGCAAGAUCAUGGCCUCACCUAGAGCACCUUGCUGGAGAGAUCACUCCUUUAUGUGACUGUGAGAUUGGCCUGCUCAUAGGCUACAACUGUUCUCAGGCCCUGUUGCCCAGAGAAGUGGUGUCAGGAAAGGAUAAUGAGCCUUUCGCUCAACGAACAGACUUGGGCUGGAGUAUAGUUGGCUGUGCAGAUCCCUGCGUCGAUUAUGGAGAUGCAAUUGGAAGCAGCCACAGGAUCGUUGUGAAACAAGUCAUCACACCACCAGAAGUCAUUAAGGCACUCGAAUCAGACUUCAACGAAAGAAUAGCCGAAGAUGCUCAUAUCUCACAGGAAGAUCUACGUUUUCUAUCCAUAAUGGAGGAAGGAAUCAAAGCGAAGCCAGACGGACGUUGCGAAAUGCCUCUCCCAUUUAAAGAAGAAAGGCCAAGCCUGCCACAGAACAGAAUCUGUGCAGAUCACCGUCUCAAGUGUCUCAGAAAGAGAUUGGAGAGGGACGAGCAAUAUCGGAAGGACUACAAGACCUUCAUGAGUGAGAUGAUUGCACGCGGAGAUGCAGAGAAAGUCACAGAAGAACAACUUGACAAAAGCCCGUCCUGGUACAUUCCUCAUCACGGGGUGUAUCACCCUCAUAAACCUGGGAAGAUACGGGUCGUGUUCGACUGCUCAGCCAAGUACCAAGGCAUGUCACUGAAUGACCACCUGCUUACCGGACCGGAACUGACAAACACCUUGGUAGGCGUGCUCUGUCGCUUUCGCAAGGGUCCAGUAGCGAUCAUGUGUGAUGUGGAACGCAUGUUCCAUCAGUUUCAUGUCAGACCAGAGGACAGAGACUAUUUGAGGUUUCUGUGGUGGGAAGACGGCGACCUACAGUCAGAACCAGCGGUCUACCGCAUGAAAGUACACCUGUUUGGGGCGGCCUCAUCACCCGGCUGCGCAAACUAUGGCCUCAAACACAUCGCUGCACAAGGACAAGGUCACUUCAAAGAAACAUCCAUUAGAUUCAUAGAAAGAAACUUCUAUGUGGAUGAUGGACUAACAAGUGUGACAACUGAAGAAGAAGCAAUACAGUUAGUCGCUGAAGCAAGAGAAAUCUGCAGUAAUGGCAAGCUGCGAAUUCACAAGUUCAUCUCCAAUCGCCAGAAAGUACUUGCAUCGAUUCCCAAAGAAGAGUGUGCUGAAAUAGUACGUAAUCAAGAUUUAGCCAAAGGCGAGCCGCAGAUUGAGAGGGCUCUGGGUGUCGAGUGGUGUGUUGCCUCCGACCAGUUCCAAUUCAGAGUAGUGGUCAAAGAGCGUCCGCUCUCUAGAAGAGGAGUGUUGUCGAUGGUAGCCUCUAUUUUUGACCCACUCGGGUUUGUAGCACCUUUCAUUCUCGUUGGAAAACAAAUACUACAGCAGAUGUGCCGUGACAAGAUCGGAUGGGAUGAGCCUUUACCUGCUGAUUUACGGCCACAAUGGGAAUCUUGGUUCCUAGACCUACAGAACCUCGCUGACAUCAAGAUUCAACGAUGCUACCUACCAGACAGUUUCAAAGAGGUCCAAAGAUAUGAACUUCAUCAUUUCUCAGAUGCAAGUGUCACAGGCUACGGAGAGUGUUCUUACCUGAGAGCAAUAGACACAUCCGGACAAAUCCACUGUUCCUUGGUCAUGGCCAAGGCAAGAGUUGCCCCCACGAAGGUAACUACAGUGCCAAGACUUGAGCUGUCCGCAGCUGUUGUUGCUGUGCGGACUAGCGACCUGCUGAAAAGGGAGUUGGAAUUAGAAGAUGCUCAGGAAAUCUUUUGGACAGACUCAAAGGUCGUGCUUGGAUAUAUCAACAACGACGCCAGAAGAUUUCAUGUAUUCGUGGCCAACCGCAUUCAGCGAAUCAAGAACAGUACCAAGCCCAGUCAAUGGAGAUAUGUGGCUUCAGAAGAAAACCCUGCAGACCACGCAUCAAGGGGUCUCAGGGCAAAAGAGCUCAUCGAGUCUAACUGGUUUACUGGCCCCGAAUUUCUCUGGCGUGAAGAACUUCCCAGCGGAGACAUCAAGGUGGGAGAGAUGUUAGCAGAAGACACUGAAGUUCGAAAGGCCUUCGUGGGCAAGACCUUGACGACGGAAGACUCACUGCUUGAUCGCUUCCAGAAGUUCUCCAGCUGGAUGAUGUUAGUCAAAGCCAUCGCUAGACUCAAACGACGUGUCAAAGAGCUCAAGGGUCUGACAGAAAGAAUCAAUGAAGCCACGAGUCUCGAAGAAAGAAAAGAAGCAGAAAUCACGAUCAUAGGCAUUGUCCAAAGAGAAACCUUAUCAAAGGAUAUACAAGGUCUUCAAACUAAGAAGGACAUAAGCAAGGACAACAGACUAUCCAAACUAAACCCUUACCUGGACCAGCAAGGUAUCCUAAGGGUGGGAGGUCGACUGGAACGUGCUGCACUGCAUCGACACAUCAAGCAUCCAGCAGUCUUGCCUAAGAACAGCCACAUAACAACACUACUGAUCCAGCACUACCACCAAAGGGUGCAGCAUCAAGGACGUGGCAUAACAAUGAAUGAGCUACGAUCAAACGGAAUCUGGAUACUUGGAUGCAGUCAAGCGGUGUCAUCCUACAUCUACAAGUGUGUCAAGUGUAGAAAGUUCAGAAGGUGUACGGAGAACCAACGAAUGGCAGACUUACCCCAUGAACGGAUGGAGACCACUCCUCCCUUUACCUAUUGUGGGAUGGAUUGUUUUGGUCCUUUCUACGUCAAGGAAGGAAGAAAGGAGUUAAAGCGCUACGGUCUGCUACUCACCUGUUUGUGUUCUCGCGCCGUACACAUAGAGCUACUUGAUGACAUGACUACUGACGCUUUUAUCAAUGCGCUCCGCGCAUUCAUCGCUCUACGAGGAAAUGUUCGACAACUUCGAUCAGACCAAGGUACGAACUUUGUGGGUGCGAGACGCGAGUUCCUUGAAGCUGUAAAAGAGAUGGAUCAAGAGAGCCUAAAAGAACUUGGCUGUGAGUUUGUGAUGAACACUCCUUCUGCAAGCCACAUGGGCGGCGCCUGGGAAAGGCACAUCAGGACCAUUAGGAGUGUGCUGACAUCCAUCCUGGAUCAGUCUUCUCGAAGACUGGAUAGCUCAUCUUUGAGGACUUACCUGUACGAGGUAAUGGCAAUCAUAAACAGCAGACCUCUAACUACUCACCUUCUCAAUUAUCCCACAGGGCCACAGCCUCUAACGCCUAAUCACAUUUUGACGAUGAAAUCCUCGAUAGUCCUGUCUCCUCCUGGAAAGUUUGUGAAGGAAGACCUGUACUUACGGAAAAGAUGGCGUAGAGUGCAAUACUUAACUGAAGAAUUCUGGUCCCGAUGGAAGAAAGAGUACCUGUUGAAUCUACAACAGAGAGAAAAAUGGAACAAGACGAAGAGAAAUGCAAAGAUCAAUGACAUAGUGAUUAUAAAGGAUGAAAGUACACCAAGAAAUGAAUGGAAGCUGGCUAAGGUCACACAAGUGUACCCAAGUGAAGAUGGUCAUGUGAGGAAGAUACAGUUAUUGAUCAGCGACUCAGAACUAAAUGACACUGGAAAACGAGUCAACAAGCAAACCUACCUGGAGAGACCUAUACAUAAGACUGUGACCUUGCUUGAAGCAGAAUGAGGACCUCCAGUCUACCCUCUCUAGAGCUCCCCUCCCUAGCGCCAGCUAGCUUAUGACCUAAUCCUUAGUUAUAGUUACCUUAAUUAUACUUACCUCAGUUAUACUUACCCUUUUUCACUUAGUCCUACUCAUCUCAGAUAGUUGAAGAAAAUCACAAGUGAUUUGGUGGGAGUGUAGCUGCCAUAAGAAAAUGCACUGAUAUGUAACGUUUUGAGCUAAGCUCUGUUUCCAAGUGGGAACCAAUUUUAGUUUUUGUGUUAGCGGUUCCUUUUUGUGAGUUACACAAGGGCGAGUGUGUCUGAUUUUGAGCCACCGGGUGGCGACGUUUCCGUUUGCAUAAGCAAGUGAUGAAGAAGGCAAGGAAUGCUUAUUUAGUUUCCUUUCUGAUAGCAUUUUUGUUUAUUGGUGAAACCGGAGUUUUGAAGACCUGUAUUGUCAAGAUUUACGUUUUUCUUCGUUUUCUCCCUCGAGCAAAUGCGGCAAUGAGUUCUCACGGCAUGUGUGUGGAGAAGGAGUUUAAUAAAUGCCCGUUUUGA